Molecule: messenger RNA, 5334 nt
Organism: Tupaia belangeri chinensis (Chinese tree shrew)
Lineage: Eukaryota; Metazoa; Chordata; Mammalia; Scandentia; Tupaiidae
Gene: COL20A1
Product: collagen type XX alpha 1 chain
Molecular function (GO): protein binding
Source: RefSeq, a predicted model, not a curated record
AGGGUGGGCCUCGGGGCUUGGGGACCCCUCCUGGGAGGCCAGGACUUGUCAUCACUAACUAAGAAGAGAAGGGCGAUGUCCCCUGACGCAUGUCCUCGGCUGCAGGGCUGGUCACAGGAGCAGCAGCCCUGAGGUCAACGGUCAGGCCAGGGUGUUGAGGCCCCAGGAAAAGAGAAUGGAUGGUCUGCUGGGCUCUGGGCCUGGUGUGGGUAGUUCAGGGAGGGCCAGCCGUGGGCUGUGUGGUACGUGCAUGUCCACAGCAGUGCCCAGCUGGGCUGUGGGGGCGUGGCCUGCCUUCAGGGAGGCCUACUCCCAGCCUCCCAUGGUGGCCAGGGGGACAGUAAGAGGUGUCGGUGACAGGGCUCAGCACACCGCCCAAGCCCGCCACGUGCUGGGAGUGGUCUGCAGGCCCUCGGGAGGGACAACCACCCUGCGUGUCCGGGUGUGCCAUGCCCCUCCCUGUGUGGGGCUCUGGCCAGACGGUACCCCCAUACACACCUGUGAGCCUCAGAGGGCCACUGCGUCCUAGGCAGGUGCCAACGGAGGACAUGGAGUGAGGCCAGCAGGACCCUGGGGCGAGGACCCGAGCUGCUGGGCACACGAGCUGCACUCCAUUUGGGAGUGGUGACCCUGGCCAGAGGGGCAGGAAGCUGGCACCAUGAGCUCCUGCGCCCACCCCUACCCUGGCCUCUGGCUCUGGCUGUGUCUGGGUGCUGUCCUGGGACCUGGACAGGGACAAGCAAGUGCCCGCCUGAGGCUGGCCGUGCUGCCAGAGGACCGGCUGCAGAUGAAGUGGAGAGGGUUGGAGGGGAGCAGCCUGGGCUACCUGGUGCAGGUGAAGCCCAUGGCAGGGGACCCGGAGCAGGAGGUGUUGCUGACCACGAAGACCCCCAAGGCCACGGUGGGAGGCCUGAGUCCCUCCAAGGGGUACUCCUUGCACGUCUUUGCCCUCACGGGCUCCGGGCGUGUGCUGCUGGUUCAGAGGGCCUUCGUGAUCCGGGAUCUGAAGAGCAACACCCAGAGACCUCCGGGCGCGGCCCCGGAGCCCACACCCUCCCAUGUGGGCAGCCCAGACCCGGAGCAGACCGCAGAGCCCAGAGUGACCUUCAUCCCCAGCCAAGACCCACCUGUCCCUGCUGGUCCCCAGUUCCGCUGCUCGCCCCCCACGCCCGCUGACAUGGUCUUCCUGGUGGACGGGUCCUGGAGCAUAGGCCACAGUCACUUCCAGCUGGUCAAGGACUUCCUGGCCAGUGUCAUUGCCCCCUUUGAAAUUGGACUGGACAAAACCCAAGUAGGUCUGACUCAGUACAGCGGGGAGCCCUGGACCGAGUGGGACCUGAACUCCUGGAGCACCAAGGACGAGGUGCUGGCUGCUGUCCGCAGCCUCCGCUACCAGGGAGGAAACACACGGACAGGCCUUGCCCUGGCCCACGUGCUAGAGAAGAACCUGAGGGCAGCAGCGGGUCCCCGUCCUGAGGGAGCCACAGUGCUGAUUCUGGUGACGGACGGCAAGUCCCAGGACGACGUGCAGCCCGCCGCCCGCGUCCUCAGGGGCCUGGGUGUGGACGUCUUCGCGAGUGCGGACCGUCCUGCGCGUAGGCUCCGGGCCUCCCCACCGCUCGACAUCACCGUCCACAGUGUACCCGACUUCUCACGGCUGGGCACGCUGGCAGGCCUGCUCAGCCGCCUGGUCUGCCAGAGGAUCCAGGGCUGGACCCCGCGUGGAGGCCCAGGUGAGUGUGGGGACUGCCGGACUGCCGGUCCUGCACACUGGCCCUCUCCAGGACACCAGUGCAGGAAGGCAUCUGGGAUAGAGGGCUUCCCAGCUCUCCUUGGAGUGGCCAUGGGGACCAGGCGGAGCCACUGCUGCCUGCACCCAGGGGGCCACUCUGCCCCCAAGUACCUGGCCGAGCAGCCUUCUUCUGGGGGCGGUGCCCCCAGGGAGGUGGUACUGGCAGGGCCCGUCCCAUCCGCGGAGCUUCGUGACCUGUCCCCCAGCACAGAACACCUGUCUACCAGAGCAGGACCACCCAGGGCCCACGGGUCGGUGACCCACAUGGGUGGAGGGGGCAGGGUCUCCUACUCUCGGCCUCCUUUGGUGCCUGGCGCCCACAGGGUGUGUGCCAACACCCAGGACCGUGCUGUCUGCCACUUGCUGUGUCACCAAGGCUGUCACUGGGCCCCUCGGACCCUCAGUGUCGCUGGUGGCACCACACAGCACGACUCACGGCCCCUCUUCCUUCUUAGCCCCAGCCGUCCCCAGGGGCUGCUCUGGCCCCCAGCCCCUCUGCCCCCACCCCGGGUGCAGACUCUGGCCACAGUGACACCCAGAACUGUCCGCCUCACCUGGCAGCCCUUGGCCCAGGUCACCCAGUACCUGCUGCGGUGCUCACCCUCCACUCGGGCCGAGGUGGAGGCCAGAGAGGUUAAGGCCCUGGAGGGGCGAGGUGGGGCUGGCCGAGGGCAGGGAGCUGGCGGUGACUGCACACACAGGUGCCGGCUGGGCAGCCGUGGCCUCCUAGGCAGGGGCAUUGAGCUCUUGGUGCAGAGCCUACGGGUACUGAGGCCCGCGAGGCCCUGGGCGGCUGCUCCAGGACCCUGUGAGUGGCCAUCUGGGGCCUUCCAUGGGCUGGGCUGCCCUGCCUCCACCCUGGGAGAGCGGGCUCACGGUCCUGAGGCAUUGCCCUGCCCUGCAGCCGCCCUGGCCGCCCCCAGACACCUGGGCUUCUCAGAUGUGAGCCACGACUCCGCGCGUGUGUCAUGGCCGGGCACCCCGCGGCCUGUGCGCCUGGCCAGGAUCAGCUAUGUCUCCAGUAAGAGUGACCACUCAGGGCAGACGGAGGCUCCUGGGAACGCCAGUUCAGCCACCCUGGGUCCCCUCUGCUCUUCCACCACGUAUGCCGUCAGCGUCACCUGCCUCUACCCUGAGGGUGGCUCCUCCACACUGACCGGCCGAGUGACCACGAAGAGAGCCCCCAGCCCGAGCCAGCUGUCAGUGACGGAGCUGCCAGGGGAUGAGGUCCGGCUGGCGUGGGUGGCAGCAACCCGCUCCGGAGUGCUGGCCUAUCAGAUCAGGUGGAUGCCCCUGGGCAAGGGGAAGGCCCAGGAGAUGUCCGUUCCUGGGGACCUCGGCACAGCUCUCCUGCCUGGCCUGGGCAGGCACACGGAGUACAAGAUCACCAUCCUGGCCUCCUAUAGCAACGGGGCCCUCAGCGACCCUGUGUCCCUCCGCUACUCCCCCUCUUCUGUAAGCAGCACCCCCCCCUCCAGCCUGGCCCUGGCCUCGGAGACGCCGGACAGCCUGCAGGUCAGCUGGACGCCCCCCAGCAGCCCUGCCCUGCGCUACCAGCUCACCUAUGUGCCAGCCUCUGGCUUGGGGCCCGAGACCACAGUGAGCGUGCCAGGGCCUAAGAGCCACACGACACUCCUGGGCCUGCUGGCGGCCAGCGAGUACAGAGUCCUGGUCUCGGCUGUCUAUGCAGCGGGCGAGAGCGUGGCCGCGUCUGCCUCAGGAUGGACCGCCUGCCCGGCCCUCCACCAGGACAGCGCCCUCCCAGGGUUCGACCUGAUGGUGGCCUUCGGCCUGGUGGAGAAGGAGUACGCCUCCAUUCGCGGCAUGGCCAUGGAGCGCUCGGCCACAGGCAGCCUCCAGACCUUCACGCUCUUCAAGGACGCCCAGCUGACUCGCAGUGCCAGUGACGUCCACCCGGCCGUCCUCCCACCUGAGCACACCAUUGUCUUCCUCGUACGCCUGCUCCCCGAGACGCCCCACGAGGCCUUCGCACUGUGGCAGAUGACGGCCAAAGACUUCCAGCCUGUCUUCGGGGUUCUGCUGGACGCUGGCAGGAAGUCCCUGACCUACUUCAACCGCGACCUUGGCGCUGCCUUGCAGGAGGUCACGUUCGACCUACAGGACGUGAAGAAGAUCUUCUUCGGGAGCUUCCACAAGGUACACGUGGCCGUGGGCCGCUCCCAGGUCAGGCUCUAUGUGGACUGCCGGAAGGUGGCGGAGCAGCCCAUCGGGGAGGCGGGCAGCCCACCCACCGCUGGCUUCGUUAUUCUGGGGAGGCUGGCCAAGGCCCGGGGCCCCUGGAGCAGCUCAGCCACACUUCAGCUGCAGAUGCUGCAGAUCUUGUGCGGCGACUCCUGGGCCGACCAGGACCACUGCUGUGAGCUCCCAGCAUUGAGGGGUGGGGAGACGUGCCCAGCCUUGCCUACUGCCUGCACCUGCUCUUCUGAGACCCCCGGGCCCCCGGGUCCCCAGGGACCUCCGGGCCUCCCUGGCAGGAGCGGCACUCGUGGAGAGCAGGGUUUCCCAGGGCCCAGGGGGGAGCCCGGGCCACCUGGACAGAAGGGACCUGAAGGCCCUGGAGGUCAGCAGGGGUCACCGGGGAUGCAAGGCCACACAGUCCAGGGCCCAGUGGGCCCAUCGGGCAUCAAAGGAGAGAAGGGAGACCGUGGGCCCCCAGGCUUGCAGGGCCACCCCGGCCCUGGGAGAGUGGGCCUCCAGGGACCGAAGGGAACGAGAGGACUGGAGGGCACUGCUGGCCUGCCCGGACCCCCUGGCCCCAGGGGGUUCCAGGGCGUGGCAGGGGCCAGGGGAGCCAGUGGGGAGCGAGGACCUUCAGGCAUGGUGGGGCCGACGGGACUGCCAGGGCCUAAAGGAGAACGAGGAGAGAAGGGCGAGCCGCAGUCCCUAGCCGCCAUCUGCCACCUCGUGAGCCGGGCCUGCGAGUCGGCCCUCGCUCACGUGUUGAAGUUCGACUCCUUCCUCUGCGAGAACACCAGGCCCCCGCUGCCCAUCUCAGAGAAGGUGGAGCCAGGCAGGCCCCUGGGGUCCCCCGGCAGGCACAGGGAGGCCCUCGUCCCUGGAGAGCGGAGACGCAGCGGCCGGCGCCCUGAGCACACAGGGCACCCCCCAUGCUGCCGCCAUGACCUGCACGUGGGCACCAAGACCGAGCAUCCCGGAGAGGCCCGUGGAGCCCCAGGGAGAGCCUAAAGGUGGAAGCAGAGGGAGGCUUGGAGGCCACAGCCACCCCCAGCUCUGAGCGGCCUUGAGGCACCAGCCUCUGGGCUCUCCUUCCCGGAAAGUCAGCCUGGCGGCACCACGGGUGGCCCCAGGGUUCAGACGCCCAGGUCGGCCCAAGAUGCGCGGAGAAUGGCCGGGACAGCCAGCUCACGCAUCUCAACCGGCAGCGGCGGCCUUCCCACUGGGGUUGAGCCAACGGGUGCUGGGACCAGGGAACUGUGACGCUCCACCUGUACCUCCUGGCAGGACCCCGCCCAGCCGCAGACCGGGGAAGUUCCCUCUGGUGUGUGCUCACACUAUCAAAA